Sorghum bicolor (sorghum) is the source of this 1403-nucleotide messenger RNA. RefSeq names its product reticulon-like protein B16. The transcript has 5 exons. Bases 198 to 884 code for a protein of 228 amino acids. The record is from RefSeq and is a predicted model, not a curated record. Lineage: Eukaryota; Viridiplantae; Streptophyta; Magnoliopsida; Poales; Poaceae.
AACGAGGAAAGAAUAAAGAAUGGCGGCGCACUCGUGCUGACCUCGUUCGCUUGGGUCCUACCGCCGCCGCGUCGUGGGAGGAGGAUCGAACUGCUCCCGUCUUCCCCACCCUUCCCGUCCUCGGUCCUCCCCCGGAUUGUUCCCAUCACCAGAACGUCUCGCGUCGUCUCCUCUGCCCGCGGACCCUAGGCUCCCGCAUGGACGCUGCCGGCGGGGUGGAGGCCGCCGCCAACGGCGGGAUCGAGGGCUCCGCCGACCCCUGCAGCUCAGGCGGCGCCGGUGGGUACAGGUUCUCCGUCCACCAGAUAGCCGGCGGCGGGAAAGCUGCUGAUAUCAUCUUAUGGAGGCGAGGGCGUGUUACAAUUGGUGUUAUAUUUGGUGCUACUGUGGCAUGGUGGUUGUUUGAGAAGUCUGGACUAUCAUUAUUAACUAUUUGCUGUGAUAUAUUUCUCAUCUUGAUAGUUCUGCAGUUCUUACGGGUUAAAAUAGCUGGACUGCUAAAUAGGCAGCCUAGGCCACUACCUGAGUUAGUUUUAUCAGAGGAGAUGGUUAGCAAUGCUGCGGCUUCAUUCCGUGUUAAAGUUAACAACAUGCUGAUGAUAGCGCAUGACAUUACUCUUGGCAAGGACUUCCGACUAUUUUUCCAGGUUGUGCUUGUUCUUUGGCUGUUAUCUGUUAUUGGAAAUUUCUGCUCGUCAAUCACUCUUGCUUACAUAGGAACCAUUGCAUUGGUCACUAUACCUGCAUUGUACAACAAAUACCAGCGGCCUGUUGAUAGGUAUGCUGGGAUGGUCCACCGGAACAUAUCGAGGCAUUACAAGAUAGUUGAUGAGAAUGUGAUCAGCAGACUACCGAGAAGGUUUAUCAGAGAUAAAGAGGAUUGAUACUCGAAACAGGAGCUCGCUAAGCUAGUCAAGUAUUAUUGUAUCUAUAUUCUUAGACCUUAAAAGGUGUGAAACUAGAGAGUUAGGAAACCAGAAAAAAGCACGAAACCUACAGUAGAUACCGUUGCAAUGUACUCUUGGGCAAUAAGGUUUGGGAUGAAAUUAAAAGGUAUAGCUUUCUGUGUUAGCUCUUUAAUCAACAAAUUGGCUAAAUGUUGUUAAAAAUAACAAAAGCAAAUGUCAUGGAAAUGUGAAAAUGAAGUGGUAUAAUGUAAUGUCCUGUGUCAAAAAACUGCUUAUAUGGUCUAGCUCUGUGCAUGAAAUGGGCAUGUAUACAUAUAGCAUUUUGCUUACACUUUCAUCCUCACUUCAUGUAAAAGGGUUAAUCCAGAGGUGUUAUGCUUGGAAUGACAAGUGUAUGCGUAGCACCUCGCCUUACACUUUCAUCCUCGCUUUGUGUAAAAGGGUUAACCCAAAGGUGCUAGUUUAGAGCAACAAGUGCAUAUGUGUAUUAUCUCA